UUUGAGGAACCCUUGUUUGAUUUGAUUAGAUUUGAAUGUUGCAUGUAUUAUAAUCUUGCAUGUACCUAAUUUUGCGACCCUAGUUUAUUUUAUUUUAUUAAAAAGAUAUGGUUUGGAUACAUAGGUUGACAUGUUAUUUUAUAUGGAAAAGAGAUUUGUAUUUAAUCUUGCAUGAAGUAGGCCUAGUUUAGUUUAUUUGUGUUGAAAUUAUAUUUGUAUUGACAAGAAUGCUUUAGAUACAUAUGCUUUGAAUUUUGCAUCUAGUAGGUGUACUUUAGUUUAUUUGUGUUCAAAAGAUACGCACCAAUGACAAGAAAGCUUUUUUUCAGAUUGUUAGGGUGGUUUGGCUUCUCGAUGAUCACUGGGACAAACAACACUGGUCGUACGCUAUGUCGGUGGAGCAGCGGGUAAUAAUGAAAGUGGAGCUUGCACCUCUGAAGCUUCGGUCUCACGGGGUCACCCUUGGGUGGAUGCUCUGUGAUGAGUGGUACACACCAUAUGUAAGGGAGACGGGACUUCUCCCUUUCAUUCAGUUGGUCAGCCGGUCGACGCCACCCAACAAUGUUGUAGCACUCACCAUGCUUAUUGAUCAUUGGAGGCCAGAGACACACAGUUUCCAUCUUCGGACCGGGGAGAUGACCAUGACGCUCCAGGAUAUAGCUAUGAUCACCGGUCUUCCUAUCGAUGGGAAUCCUCUAUGUAUGAACACCAAUUCUGAUGGGUGGCGCGCGCAGAUGCAAGCCCUUAUCGUUAUGGUUCCUCCAGAGCCUCGGGAACCAGAAGCAGAAGACAAGAAGAAGGAAAGAGUCGUAGCCGGCGCUCCUUUCACGUGGAUUACAAUGCACUUUGGUACUUGCCCUGAGGAAUCUAAUGAGGACACGGUCAAGACAUAUGCUCGUGUCUACAUGUGGUACGUGAUAUCCAGGACUAUAUUUGCUGAUGGCAUAGGCAAGAAUGCUCCAUGGAUGUGGCUGAAGGCAUUGACCGUCUUCGAUAGCAAAUGGAGUUGGGGUUCGGCGACACUGGCUUACUUGUAUAGACAGCUGGACGAAGCCUGUUGUAGGCCAUCUGAAGGUAUUGGUGGUUGUAUGCUCGCACUUUCCAUAUGGAGCUAGGAGCGUUUGCCGGUUGGACGAUCGAAGACCGUGAAGUACGAGGAUUGGGACAACAAAAAUGACCCACUACGG
Molecule: messenger RNA, 1187 nt
Organism: Triticum aestivum (bread wheat)
Lineage: Eukaryota; Viridiplantae; Streptophyta; Magnoliopsida; Poales; Poaceae
Product: protein MAIN-LIKE 1
Exons: 3
Coding region: 390-1115 (241 amino acids)
Biological process (GO): meristem development; meristem maintenance
Source: RefSeq, a predicted model, not a curated record